This is a messenger RNA of Thlaspi arvense, 485 nucleotides long. The record is from the annotation of a GenBank genome assembly. Lineage: Eukaryota; Viridiplantae; Streptophyta; Magnoliopsida; Brassicales; Brassicaceae.
CUUAUUUCUUAAGAAAUCCAAUAAAUUCUCCUAACUAGUUAUUCUUGGUUAAGUUCAUUGCUUUUUCAUUUGAAAGGAAAAACAAAUAAAACUUCAAAUAAGAAAAUGGCAUCUAACAAAAUCUCAUUCUUAUUUGUUCUUUGCCUAUGCGUUCUCUUAUCCUCAGGGAUUGGGAACGCAAAUCCAACUGGAAAACGAUGUCCAGAUCCAAACGGUAAAGACAUAAAAAGUGAGUGCUCCGUCUACUGCAAAACACAAGGUUUUAUGGGUGGUUCUUGUCAAGGCCACAAAGGUAAUUAUAUGUGCAAGUGUUAUGAAGGAUAAAUAGAAAUAUAACCUUCAUAAAUUAAUAUUCAGUCAGAUACUAUAUUGUUUGGUUUUAAAUUAAGUUUUUGAUCCAGUUAAUUUCUCUAUUAGUUGAUAAAAUAUUGUAAACUCCAAUUUACAAUGUUAUACAAGUUUUACAAUAUCAUAUUGCAUAAAUA